Molecule: messenger RNA, 1542 nt
Organism: Ilex paraguariensis (yerba mate)
Lineage: Eukaryota; Viridiplantae; Streptophyta; Magnoliopsida; Aquifoliales; Aquifoliaceae
Source: the annotation of a GenBank genome assembly
AGUUGUCAAACCAAGCUCCUAUUGUACUGGGGCUCCAUAAUGUAGGACCCACCCGACCCCAAUGCCCCCUCACGCGACCCACCAAUGUCGUUCUCUCUCUGUCGGUCUAUUUCCUCCAUAAGGUCUCGAUUCAAUCCGUGCCUCAGAUCGGCCGACGUGAAAUUCCGUUUGCCGCCGGCCAUAUCUCUGACCAAAUUAUUAUACACAGAGAUACAUAUUUAUCUAUAAAUUGGAGUUUUUUGUAGAUUGAACUUGCAGGUAAUUAUGACAAUUUCGGACGAUGAAGACGAAAUUCUCGUUCAAUUCCUCGAAUCGGAGGUCCUGUCCGAAGUGUCCGAUCAGGAAGAUGGGAAAAUGGUUCAGAAGGGAGAGAGUGACAAGAGGGAAGCGAAGAGAUAUAGAGUUGAGAGCGACCAUGGGGAAGGAAAGUCUAUUGUGAUGCAAUCUUUUUUGUCAUCAAUUGAUUUUCAAGCUCCAUCAACAUUGAAGGGUAAGGUUGUGCUUGAUAGUUGUGAGGGUGUGAGCAGUAGAGCAGUGAUAUUCUGCAAUAUCCCUCCUGAACUCUUCCAUCACAUUCUUAAGUUCCUAUCCUCUGAGAUCUUAGAGCAUGUUCACUGGUCUGUAGAUUCCUCAAUAAUGCUGCUUCUGAUGAAUCCUUGUGGCGUCGCCUGGGGAGCUGUAGGAUUCAGGCCGCGGUUGGAGCAUGUGUAUCACUUGUUGAAAGUGAAUAUCUUUGAAGGACUUGUGAGGUUUGAACCUGCGAUUGUUGGGGUUGCACAACAUAUCUGUGUUAUUCUCAAGCAUUGGCAUUCGGAGGUUAAUAACCUUGUGGAGUGUGGUGGGUACUGUAUGCGGUGGGGUCUGCUGCCCCCUACAAAAAAGUUGCGGGAUUGUGCUUGGAAAAAGCUUUACAUUCAGCGUGAUGAAGAGGAUAUGGUUGAGUUUGUUAGAAACUGCCCAUCUGAGUUUAAAGAAUAUUACAUCCAAAUGCAGGUAGCGAAGAGAAGCCAAGCACCUCUUCCUUCUCAGAAAGACGAGGGCUGCUAUGCUAAAGCCUGUUUUAUUAUGAAAUUUGAGUUCUAUUUGCUUAAGUUGUGGAUCAGCCAUGCAUUGAAGAAUGAGAUCUCCUGUCUCCUGUUAACUACCGUUGCUGAUCAAGUAUCCAUAUGGAAGAGAAGCAGAGGCCUGACCGAUAAGGUGGUCUCUGAUCAUGCCUGUUCUGGAGAAACAUGCUCUUACCACCAAAUUGGAGACGCUUUUGUUUGUGAGAAGACUGGACAUGUUCAUGUAUGUGAUGAUACAUGCCGAGAAGUUGUUCUGGACCCUACCAAUGAGCUCUUGGUUUGUACAAUUUCUGGCCACUGUUUUGAUAGAUUACUGUCACCAGCUGAAAUGGAACCAGACGAACAGCCGCAAGGUGGUGUUACAGAUGAAACAGAGCCAUUCAUGGGAUCUGGGCGUUUUGCACGAGCUUACCUAUUGGGAUAUAAUUGUGCUGAUGAGAAGGAACUGGAAGCUGUUAUGAGGUUUUGCUGGUAUUAG